Messenger RNA from Mytilinidion resinicola, 2499 nucleotides. Its product is annotated as intermembrane space AAA protease IAP-1. The coding region runs from base 1 to 2499 and encodes 832 amino acids. Gene Ontology annotation, biological process: mitochondrion organization; protein quality control for misfolded or incompletely synthesized proteins. Gene Ontology annotation, molecular function: ATP-dependent peptidase activity; ATP binding; metalloendopeptidase activity. Gene Ontology annotation, cellular component: mitochondrial inner membrane. Lineage: Eukaryota; Fungi; Ascomycota; Dothideomycetes; Mytilinidiales; Mytilinidiaceae. The record is from RefSeq and is a predicted model, not a curated record. The transcript is spliced from 4 exons.
AUGGCUUUCCAAGCACCCGCCAGUCUCCAGAGCAUGGCGUUUGCGAACAGCCAACUCUGGCCUUCGAUGUCUGCCAUCAUUCAGACACCUUGGAGAGCCCUAACGCGCCAGGCUCCUUCCUCCGUCGCCUCGAGGCCAAGUCGACAAAUACAUACCGAAAGGCCGCUGGAGACCACUGCGCAGCCUGAACAACAUGUUCAGUCUACCCUUGAACUCCCCGAAUCGCUCCAAGGAGUUCCAAUAUCGGCGUUGCGAUUUAGCCCAUCCACAGAGCUCCUGAAUAGCUACCCUACCGUUUCAAGCACGCUAGCAGCAGUCCCGCAAAAUGCCUUGCGCUUCUGCAAUCCUUUCGCUCGCUGCCUUGCUCCUACGAUGAUGGCCAGACAAUACUCCACCAUGCCCCGUUUUGCCACAUUCGUAAAUCCCCGCCCGAUACCUCGUCCCGGAAACGUCGGCUUAGCAUUGGCUCAACGGAGAACAGCUUUCGGUGUUUCCUCGUCUCGGAAUCUCCUUGCUCAUCUUGAGGCUACGGCCAACAACAACCCGUCCAGCGCAAGCGCUCAGAAUGCUCUAUACUCUGCCUUGCUCCGAGCCGACAUGCCGGAGAUCUUGGUAGAGCGAUAUCAAACAGGGCGUUUCGCGACGAACCCGGCCAGCGAAGCAGUGUACAUCAAGGCGCUGGAACGCGUUGGACAAGCAGAGAAGGCACAAGCCAUGCAGUCGGCAAAAGAUAGCAACGGUCACGGCAGCACUCUCAGCGCAGAACAAAUGCAAGCCAUUGGUCAAGCAGUCGGCUCCCGCGUUCGAGGUGGUAACGUUUCCGUCGCGCGCUCUGGCUCUGGCGACAAGACAAGCCCCUUGUACGUUGUGGUCGAAGAGUCUACUGGCAGCACCGUUUUCAAGUGGAUCAAGUUUUUGCUGUACUUUGGACUCAUCACCUACAUCUCGCUCAUCGUCAUCACUCUCAUGAUCGAAGCAAGCGGUAUGCUAAAGAAGGUUGGCGGUACGCAAAACACGGAAGCAAGGCCGGAACUUCAGACAACACGAUUCAGCGACGUCCAGGGAUGUGACGAGGCCAAGGAAGAACUCCAGGAACUUGUCGAAUUCUUGAAGAACCCCGAGAAGUUCUCCACUCUUGGUGGCAGACUGCCGAAAGGUGUUUUGCUUGUUGGCCCCCCUGGUACCGGAAAGACCCUUCUUGCUCGAGCUGUUGCCGGUGAAGCUGGCGUCCCGUUCUUCUACAUGUCCGGCUCCGAGUUUGACGAAGUUUACGUCGGUGUUGGCGCUAAGCGCGUCCGAGAGCUGUUUACUGCUGCCCGCGCUAAGGCCCCUGCUAUUGUCUUUAUCGAUGAACUGGAUGCGAUAGGUGGAAAGCGAAACGAACGCGAUGCAGCAUACGUCAAGCAGACCCUCAAUCAGCUUCUCACCGACCUUGACGGCUUCGACCAAAACUCGGGGGUUAUCUUCCUUGCUGCGACGAACUUCCCUCAGAUGCUUGACAAAGCUUUGACCCGACCUGGCCGUUUUGAUCGCCAAGUAAUUGUUCCGCUUCCCGAUGUGCGAGGCCGUGUCGCGAUUCUCAAACAUCAUAUGAAAAACGUCCAGCUUGCCACCGAUGUUGACGCUGCGUUGCUUGCCCGCGGUACACCUGGAUUUUCUGGGGCCGAGCUCGAAAACAUUGUCAACCAAGCCGCGGUUCACGCUUCAAAGGAGAAGAAGCAGAAAGUUGCUAUGAUCGAUCUCGAAUGGGCCAAGGAUAAGGUCAUGAUGGGAGCCGAGAGGAAGAGCGCCGUCAUCCAAGAAAAAGACAAGAUAUCAACUGCUUACCAUGAGGGUGGACAUACCUUAGUCGCUCUUUACACGAAAGGAGCAGACCCGCUAUACAAGGCCACUAUCAUGCCUCGAGGACAUGCACUAGGUAUCACCUUCAUGCUGCCAGAGAUGGACGAAGUCAGCAGAACGAAGCGACAGUACCUCGCCUCGCUCGAUGUCUCUAUGGGCGGCAAAGCGGCCGAGGAGCUAAUCUAUGGCGAAGACGACGUUUCAGGCGGAGCAUCAGGGGACAUUCAAAAUGCGACACAUGUUGCAUAUGUCAUGGUCACCCAGAUGGGCAUGUCUGACAAACUAGGGAACGUCGACUUCAACUCUGACUUUUCGCGGCUCUCGGGCGAAACCAAACGGCUCAUCGAGAGCGAGGUCCGUCGGCUGAUCGAGGAAGCGAAGGUGAGGGCCAAGAAUCUGCUCAUCGCGAAACGAGGCGAACUGGAUCUGCUAGCAAAGGCGUUAGUGGAGUACGAGACGCUCGACAAGGACGAGAUACAGAAGGUCGUUAAAGGAGAGAAACUCCCGCUUCGAUUGACAACCUUGCCUGGCACUCCCAUCAAGCUUCCGGAGAUCACAUUACCAAGUCUCAAACCACCCGGAGGCGACGGGGAUGAUGAACCCGGGGCAGGUGUGCCAGGGACACCGGGAUCGGGCGUGUACACUGGGAGCGGUUGA